AUGUCUCGAAUCAUCCAUCUGAGCUCCCGUGCACUGCUGACCCUCCGCGGUCCCGAUUCGGUGUCCCUUUUGCAGAAUCUCGUCACCAACGAUAUGAGGCGUCUGGGCGACCAGAAAGUGAUGGCUUCGUUCCUGCUCAACGAGAAGGGCCGUAUCGUUGAAGAUUUGCUCAUCUACCGUCAUGACGACGGCGCACUCGUUGAGUGUUCAGCGAAGAACCAGAAAGAUUUCAAGAAGUUGCUGGAAAAAUACAGACUUCGAAAGCAGGUGGAAAUCGAAGAUAGCCCGGACAGCGUCUACUACACUUCUGAGCCAACAAAAACGCCUGAUCCAAGAACGCCGGCACUAGGCUACAGGUUGCUCGGAAAGCACGAAUCUGAUGGAAAGCUCGAUGAAUACAAAGCUCUUCGUUAUUCGGUUGGCGUGGCUGAAGGAAAAAGCGAGCUCGGCGACCUGCUUCCUUUCCAUGCAAAUGGUGACGUCCUGCACUGUGUCUCGCUUGAGAAGGGCUGCUAUAUUGGACAGGAGCUGACAGCUCGUACGGCACAUACUGGAGUCAUUCGACGACGCAUCAUUCCUUUCACAUGCAAUGAGGAGGCCGCUCCACGAGGCGAAGUUUUCGAUUCAGAAAAACGAAAGGUGGGCGAAACCAUUGCGUCGGUGGGUGGCCAUGGAUUAGCCUUGAUACAACUCAAUUCGACUGGACGCAAGCUGUUCGUUGGCGAGACUUCAAUCGUCCCCUUCUGCCCCGCUUGGAUGCCCCCGAAGCUCUACUCUGCAGCCCCGUCCCCGAAA
Mesorhabditis spiculigera is the source of this 795-nucleotide messenger RNA. NCBI's taxonomy places the organism in Eukaryota, Metazoa, Nematoda, Chromadorea, Rhabditida, Rhabditidae. The record is from the annotation of a GenBank genome assembly.